This is a messenger RNA of Cyphellophora europaea CBS 101466, 537 nucleotides long. RefSeq lists its product as uncharacterized. NCBI's taxonomy places the organism in Eukaryota, Fungi, Ascomycota, Eurotiomycetes, Chaetothyriales, Cyphellophoraceae. The transcript has a single exon. Gene Ontology annotation, molecular function: acyltransferase activity, transferring groups other than amino-acyl groups. The coding region runs from base 1 to 537 and encodes 178 amino acids. The record is from RefSeq and is a predicted model, not a curated record.
AUGGCGAACACUCAUGCCACCGUCACGCCUGUUCGGGAAGCGGACGAUCUCAGCGCGGCCAUAUCUCUCUUCACAGCGUACACCACUGCGCUUGGCAUUGACCUCGCCUUUCAGGACUUCUCGACCGAGAUCGCUUCCAUGCCAGGAAAAUACUCCCCACCCACAGGCGAGCUUCUGCUUGCGAAGGACAGGUCCGGGAACCCCGUCGGUUGUGUGGCCCUUCGGCCGCUACCGGCUCAUGGAAGCCAUAUUUGUGAGCUGAAGCGCUUGUAUAUCUCUCCAGCUGGCCGAGGAACAGGCACGGGAAAGAUCCUGGCUCUGGCCAUUAUUGAGGUCGCCGAGAGACUCGGCUAUCAAGAAAUACGGUUGGACACUCUCUCGACGAUGACGCCAGCUCUCAACCUGUACAUGGGUCUCGGGUUUGUUGACAUCCCGGCCUACUACGAGACACCGCUCGAAGGCACGAGGUUUCUAAGUCUGAAGCUACCGCGAAAAGCGCCCGAUGGUCAAGACCCGAGCUCAAAUCCCCCAAAUUAG